Messenger RNA from Symbiodinium sp. CCMP2592, 687 nucleotides. Lineage: Eukaryota; Dinophyceae; Suessiales; Symbiodiniaceae. The record is from the annotation of a GenBank genome assembly.
AUGCGCUGCCGGCAUCUGCCGCCGCCCGACAUGGAUGUGUCAGUGCUUGUCGGCAAGCGCACUCUUCACAGCUUGGCAUCUCGUCCUGCCUCUGUCCUCGCACUUUUGCGGACAGUGGACCUUGUCAGGUUUGAAGCGGGCAAGGUCCACCGCCGUACCUUGCCACUCUCCCAUGGUCACUCUUUCACUUUGCGUGUCGCUACCCGCAGUUCCGUUGCUGCUGCCGUGCUUGCCCCUCGUUGCCGUCGUCGUUUUGCGACUUGGUGGGAGGCCUCCGACACCGACCUCUUUGGAGGAUUCAGCAAGCACUUCGAGCGCUUCCGGAAACCUGCGGCGGAGGCGAGGUGCUCCACAUCGUAUGAGCAGCUCCGGCACUCGAAUCACCGAAAUUCUUCGACCCAGGGUUUUGCAGAUCCUGGAGCGCUUCUUUGGGGUUGCAAGGCGCGGUGGCGCCAAACACCGAAGCAUGAGACUCUCUUGCAAAUGCAACCAUGCACCUCGGCGUUCAUAUGUGAUGGACGUGCGCGGAAGAAGCCUACGGGAGAGGAGCUUCCCUUGGGUUUGGGGCUCUCCUGCGGUCUCCUUGUCUCGCUCUUGCCGGAGGAGGAGGUCCUUGCUCGAAAUCGCUCGCUCUCUAUUCGAGACCCCCUUGCUGAUGCGGCCCGACACCUCGAUGUUCAUACCUGA